AAAACGUUUAAAAAAAAACCAUCACCCUCGCUAAACUUGUGCAAGUCUAAUUUUGAUCACGACAUGCAUACUGCCCUCGUGCGGUAUGAUGCCCGUCCUUGUUCGGAUCCUUUUUACGCAGAGGCAAUAGACCGUUUACGUCGACUCGACCGACAGACCCACCAUGCCCACACGAUUGCCAUGACGUGCGGAAUUAUUAUUAGCUCUUGAAAAUUGUAUAAAUAGUAACAGCAUGGGUAGAUUUCAUCAGUUUGCUCUCGUUCAGAGAAUGUAAUUGUCGUCUUUUGUCCAGUAGCCUACCCAUAACGUCCGUAAGGAGUCAUCUUCAUGCAUUGGCUACAUACAUGACAUACCGUUCGGGUAGAUUUGUCAGCGUUUCACGUUCAUCUGUCGGUAUCAACAUUGAAAAUCUGUUCAGUGUUGUUCGCAAUAUUUCGGCCGGAUCAAAUAAUAAGGUCUCCACAAUGGAGAGCCACAAGAACAUGAGCAACGGUUCUUCGCUGAGCAUAACAACUGUACCAGAGCCAGAGGUUCGAGCACUUGUCAAGCACAGCGUCAGGACUCAAGUCCGGUCCUAUCUGAUCGCCCUCCGCCCCUGGUCGUUCAGCGCCUCCAUCAACCCUGUGAUCUUGGGCACCGCGCUGGCUCUCAAGUCCUCCACCGAGUCCGGCCUGAGCCCCUCCAAUUUGGUGGUUUUCCUGGCCGCUCUGGUGGCCGCCCUGUCGGUGCACGGGGCAGGGAACCUUGUUAACACUUACUACGAUUACCUGAAAGGAAUCGACAGCAAGAAAAGUGACGAUAGGACACUGGUGGACGGCAUAUUAACGCCGGACAAUGUGGCAACAUUUGGGCAAGCGUUGUACAUAGUCGGGUGCCUGGCCAUCGUGGUGCUGUAUUAUAUCUCACCAGCUAGACUAGAGCACAUAGCGCUGCUGUACUUCGGCGGCCUGUCCAGUUCCUUCCUGUACACUGGUGGCAUCGGGCUCAAGUACCUGGCCCUGGGUGACCUGGUGAUCAUGUUCACCUUUGGACCGCUGACUGUCAUGUUCGCCUACACCUCCCAGAGUGGGAGCCUGGAGCUCUUCCCUCUGUUAUACGCUGUCCCCCUGGCCAUGAAUACAGAGGCCAUCCUGCACAGCAACAACGCCAGGGACAUGGAGUCGGACCGCAAGGCCGGCAUCGUGACCAUCGCCAUGUGCCUGGGGAAGACGGGCUCCUACAUCCUCUACGCCCUCCUGAUGUUCGUGCCCUACAUCCUGUUUGCCAUCAUGGGCGUGAAUUUCUCACUCAGGUACCUACUGCCCUUCCUCACUCUGCCCAUGGCGUUCAAUCUGGAGAAGGACUUCCGCAGGGGGGAGAUGGACAAACUGCCCCAGCGGACUGCCAAGCUGAACUUGGUCUUUGGUGUACUGUACAUCCUUGCCUGCUUGCUGGUCCCAAGCCGGGCGAUGCCCGGAGUAACUAACCCCCUUAUUUCAAAAUAAGGCUGCAUUCAGAAGAAUCUUGGCUACGGCUGCAAUAACACAUUGCCAAUGAGAGCCUCUGGCUUGCGGCUGCAGCCAUUUCCCUUAGUCACAAGUGUUUACUGCAAGCUGUAGCCAAGGGUCUCAGACGCAGACUGAUGGUCUUUUCCAGAACUCAACUUUAUCAGAGACUUUAGUUUGAUCACUGAUCUACAGAAGCAUCCAUAGGUAGAGCUGAGUCAAUUCGAAUAAUUCACUUUUCGAAUAUUUGAUCUUCAAUUUGAUCAAAUAUCUGAAUAUUUGGUCGC
Molecule: messenger RNA, 1771 nt
Organism: Acanthaster planci (crown-of-thorns starfish)
Lineage: Eukaryota; Metazoa; Echinodermata; Asteroidea; Valvatida; Acanthasteridae
Gene: ubiad1
Product: UbiA prenyltransferase domain containing 1
Biological process (GO): vitamin K biosynthetic process; menaquinone biosynthetic process
Cellular component (GO): Golgi membrane; endoplasmic reticulum
Molecular function (GO): prenyltransferase activity
Source: RefSeq, a predicted model, not a curated record